Dendronephthya gigantea is the source of this 2678-nucleotide messenger RNA. RefSeq names its product TGF-beta receptor type-1-like. The transcript is spliced from 8 exons. Bases 176 to 1705 code for a protein of 509 amino acids. Lineage: Eukaryota; Metazoa; Cnidaria; Anthozoa; Malacalcyonacea; Nephtheidae. Gene Ontology annotation, molecular function: activin binding; activin receptor activity, type I; ATP binding. The record is from RefSeq and is a predicted model, not a curated record. Gene Ontology annotation, biological process: activin receptor signaling pathway; cellular response to growth factor stimulus; nervous system development. Gene Ontology annotation, cellular component: plasma membrane; activin receptor complex.
ACGUAACACUAUAUCGCUUUUCCUGUGCGGCGGACACCGAAAUAUUCUGUUUAUUUUCUCAACUCGGUCGGACGGUUUCUAACAGGGAAUCUAUAUAAGAGGAUCUCUUUGCGAUUUGACCAAGAUACCGUGGGAGAAGAUACUGUAAACUUUAUAAGCUUUGAACAAAGCAAAAAUGGCAAACGAUCGUUGGUUUUAUGCCGCAUUGAUUGUUGUUACAAGUGCCCUCAUGAGAAGCGAAGCUAUAAUGAAGCCAAAGGGUGAAAAACUUGUAUGUCAAAGCUCAUUCACAAAGAGUGGCAAAUGUGAAACGAAACUUUCGUGUUAUAUGUACCUGACGAAUAGGAAUAAGGAUAAGCCCCACCUUGGUUGCGUUGACAAUGAUAAUUCACACCUAUUCAUGUGUAAUGCUGUUCCCACAAGCAAUUUUAUUGGCAAAUGCUGUAAUGAGGAUAUGUGCAAUGCCAAAUUGAACCUGACCUUCACUUUUACAGAGCCUACAACUAAAGUACACCCUACGGAGCAGAUGACAAAAGUGGUAUAUGUUGGUUAUGGUCGUACCGUGAUCAUCGCUAUAUGCAUCUCUGCACCAGUCUGCCUGAUUACUCUUGCUGUCAUGCUUUUUAUCUACCUAAGAGACAGACGUUUAUCUAUGCUUCACAAAAAUCUUAUCGAAAGUGAUUUAGAAGUUGGGGAGAACAAAAUGCCUGAAUCUAUCCAGGAAAUUAUUGAAUAUGAUCAAACAUAUUCAGGAAGCGGUUCAGGUCUUCCCUUGUUGAUCCAAAGGACAAUUGCGAGACAAGUCGUUUUGCACGAUUGCAUUGGAAAAGGACGGUACGGCGAAGUGUAUCGUGGAAAAUGGCGAGGCGAAGAUGUCGCCGUGAAAAUAUUCUCCACUCGAGACGAAUGCUCGUGGCGACGAGAGACGGAGAUCUACCAGACGGUCAUGUUGAGACACGAAAACAUCCUAGGAUUCAUCGCUGCCGACAACAAAGACAACGGUACAUGGACUCAGCUGUGGCUGGUGACAGAUUACCACAAAAAUGGUUCGCUUUGCGACUAUCUUACCAACGUGAAAGAACUGAAUGUCAACUCUAUGCUGAACAUGGCGAUUUCCGUUGCCUCAGGACUUACUCAUCUCCACAUGGAAGUUCGUGGAACUAAAGGAAAACCUGCCAUCGCCCACAGAGAUUUGAAGAGCCGUAAUAUCCUGGUGAAAAAUGACGGCUCGUGCUGUAUUGCCGACCUGGGUCUUGCAGUAUUUUACGAUGCUGGCAGCGACUCAUUUGACCUGCCUUCCGGCAGCCGUGUUGGAACGAAACGUUACAUGGCGCCAGAAAUUCUGGACGACACAGAACCCAAGACUUUCCACGAAUUCAAAAAGAUCGAUAUCUAUGCCAUGGGAUUGGUUCUUUGGGAGAUUGCAAGGCGAUGCGCCUUCUCAGGUAACCCGAGCGAGGAGUAUCAGCUGCCGUUCUACGAGAAAGUUCAGUCUGAUCCCAGCAUUGAAGAAAUGAAGGAGACUGUUUGUGUCGAGAAAUUCCGACCGGAGACUCCGAAGACAUGGGAACAAAAUCCGGUCAUGAAGGGGAUUGGCAAGGUUAUGAAAGAAUGUUGGUAUGAAUGCAAUGCCGCCCGACUUCCAGCUCUGCGAGUGAAGAAAACUCUGAUCAAUCUGAGAUCCAACGACCCAGUGGAUGUAUAAAAUGAGACGGAGGAAGCCGUCGCUUGAGCGAAAGGGGAUAUAUGUCGACAUUAUACUUCGCCGUCUUUUAAAGUGAACUUGAUGAAGAUUUAAGCGCGUGGCUGUGUUUCAAGAAUGGUGGUAUUUUUGAAGAGAGAGAGAAUUUCUGAACAAAACAAUGCAAAUACUAUUGACCAAGUCAUAUUAACCAUACCCAAUGCCAUAUAGGAAGUAGUUUUAACAGUGGCGUAGAUUUAGGAGAGCUAACUCAGCCAAAACUGGGCAACCAAGGUUGCUAAUGAAAUACAUGAUCCCGAGAUGUAUGAUAGAAAUCGUACAUGGAUAUAGGCGAAGCCUUAAAACUUUCCCCCCUAUCCUAAUAUUUACGCCACUGAGUUUUCAGGGCACCUAGUAGCUACUAGUAGCAAUUUUCGCUUGUAUUUACUGCAUUUAAGAAGCUAAAUGUAUAGUUGCACCCGCCCCUGUUAGAAACCAAUAGAGAGAGAGAGAGGUGUUCAAGUGUAUAUAUUAUAUAUAGGUAUUUUUUGAACGUUACAUAUAUAAAUUAGCUGUUAUGUGUACGGGAAAAGGGGAAGUCGCGCCUGAAUGUCUUUAAAAAAUGAUACCCAGUCGUAAUGUGAACAAACGCCUUGUUUAAAUUUUGGACUAUUAAAGCUUCUUAAAAUACGAAAAAGGUGGUUUCAAACAAGUCUUUUUGCAAGGGUUUCAUAUAUACCACUACUGUACGUCAUUCGUUUUUAGCCAUUUUUGACCAUUUCAGCAUUGAAAAUCACCUUUAUUGCUUUAAUAGGCUUUUUACGCACUGGGCUUACUCACAGCUACGAAGACCAAGUCCAAGGUUACCAAAGGUCAAAAGGCAAAUUUUUAAGACGUGAGCGCUUCCUAAUAUUCAUUGCCGUACUGCUAGUAUAUAAUAGUAUUUUGUUUCUUAAUGUCUCUGGAAGUAGUUAUAUUUUUCUGUUUCGAAUUUAUG